UUUCUGACCCCAUUUUUGGUGUUUCUGAUCCCAUUUUUGGUGUUUGAUCCCAUUUUUGGUGUUUGAUCCCAUUUUUGGUGCGUUCUGAUCCCAUUUUUGGCGUUCCCACCCCAUUUUUGGUUUCUGAUCCCAUUUUGGUGCGUUCUGAUCCUAUUUUUGGUGUUUCUGAUCCCAUUUUGGUGCGUUCUGAUCCCAUUUUGGUGCGUUCUGAUCCUAUUUUUGUGCGUUCUGACCCCAUUUUUGGUGUUUCUGCUCCCAUUUUUGGUGUUUCCGCCCCCAUUACGGAUAUCCUGCUCCCCAUUCCCGUCCCCCCCUUUCCAGCUGCCCCCCCCUGGCCGUGGCUCUGGCUCUCAGCCGCCUCUCAGCCGAACGCCCCCAGGACUCCUCAGCCCUUCGCUUCGACGUCGUCUCCCUCAGUGACUCCAUGGGCUGGGAGCUUCCCUUGGUCAAAAGAGCCCUGAGACAACUGCAGUGGGAGCAGCACCCCAGGACAGCUGCCCCCUCCUCCCGCAGCGGCGUCACGGUGGAGCUGUCGGAGCUCUCCUUCCACCUGCGCUCCUUUGGGGACCUGAGCCACGCCGAGCUGGACGCCGUCUGCCACUUCCUGCAGCGCCGCCUGGAGGAGCGCCAGCAGGGGGCGCUGCGUCAGCUCACAGCCUGCAGGAGAGCCUUCCGCAGGUCAGCUAUGGGGCGCCUGAGGGUUCACUGCGGUCCUGGUUGGGGUUCCCAAUGUCCCUCAUUUGGGAUUCCCAAUGUCCAUCAUUUUGGG
Phasianus colchicus (ring-necked pheasant) is the source of this 769-nucleotide messenger RNA. Lineage: Eukaryota; Metazoa; Chordata; Aves; Galliformes; Phasianidae. The record is from RefSeq and is a predicted model, not a curated record.